GUUUGUCCGGUUGUUCUUGGUAGUUUAAUGUUUUAUAGCUUCCUCCUCAGGAGAAUCCUCGUCUCCUCCUUCUCUGUGCUGACUCAAACAGGAGUGUUUUUACAGUAUUUUAAAAGUUUUCCUUUGAAAAUCCUCCAGUUCUCAUGUUUCUCUGAUACAGAAAGUCCUUCUUUUGCCAUCGGAACUGUCUGUUAUUUCAUUCAAAGUUUCCUCACACUUCCUUGUUCUCUGUACUGAGAGGGCAAGGCUCCCUUAUCUCACACUGAAUCAUUAACCAACGGUGUGAGACCUCGAGGCAGAACUGAGAAGCUCUGAAACAGAACUAACAGACCAGUCAGACCUUGACGCUGUGAGGCUGUGUCUGCGUUUCUGGAGCUCGGCUCAGGUGUUGACCUCCUCGUCAUGGAGCUGCUGCCCUCCCUGCUGUCAGCCCUGAAGACUCGGGAUCCCAGGAGCGUGGAGCAGGAGUUCAACGUGCUGCGUUCAGAGUCGCUGCAGCUAAAGAAACAGUUGGGUCUGACGUCUGAAGUUGGAGCUCAGAAGGAAAACAUCAAGAAGAACCGAUAUAAAGACAUCCUGCCGUAUGACCAGUGUCGUGUGGUGUUGUCACAGUCGACCACAGAGUCCUCCUCUGACUACAUCAACGCUAGCUUCAUCAGGGGAGUGACGGGGGACUGCAGGUAUGUGGCCUGCCAGGGGCCCCUGGGCCCCACGCUGGUUGACUUCUGGAGGAUGAUCUGGCAGCUGGACAUCAAGGUGAUAGUCAUGGCCUGCAGAGAGAUCGAGAUGGGAAAGAAAAAGUGCGAGUGUUACUGGGCCUCGGCCCAGCGCCCCGCUGCAUUUGGACCCUUCACAAUCAGCAGCCAGGGGGAGACACACAUGAACCCUGACGUGGUGGUCCGGGCUCUGACUGUCAGCUUCCAGCAGGAGACCCGCUCCGUUGUUCAGUACCAGUUUGUGUCGUGGCCCGAUCACGACGUCCCCUAUGAGACUGAUGGGGUUCUGGACCUGCUGAGGAAGGUCAGAGGGAGCCAAGGACCUCACAGCUCACCUCUGCUGGUCCACUGCAGUGCUGGCUGUGGGAGGACAGGAGUCAUCUGUGCCCUGGACUACAUCAACGACCUUCUGGUUUCCAAGAAGAUCACAGCAGACUUCAGCAUCCUGAAGGUGGUCCUGGACCUGCGGAUGCAGAGGCCUUCUGCUGUGCAGACCAAGGAUCAGUAUCAGUUCAUCUUCACCGCCGUCAUCAGCAUGUUCGAGCAGCUCCUGCAGCCGUCCCCGCACCACCUCUACUGCAACUCUUCAGAGCUGAAAAGACCCGAGAAGACGACCCCGAUAACCCCGACCUCCCCCCACAGCAGCAGCUCCACCCAGAGACCCGUCAUGAAUGACACAUACGCCGUGGUCAACAAACCCAAGAAGAGUCAUCCACCUCCAUCUGGCCACACCCCCACUCCUGCAGCCACGCCCACAUCCAGCAGCGGAAGCAGGUCGCUGCCCUUCUCCCAUCACUAUGACAACGAGCCCUCGGGAGCGUCGGCCGCUCCCAUCUACAGCACGGUCAAGCCCAAGCUGAAACCCCACAGCCUGCCCCCCUCCGCCACGCCCAUCUACGACAUAGCAAAACCCAGCAGGCAGUCGUGGGAGGGGCGGGAGUAUCACCUGACACCCGCUGACAGUCCUUCACCAGCAGAGGCGGAUCACGACUAUGAGAUCUUCUCCUCAGCAGGAGCCGCGAGCAGCUGCUCACCUGCUGGCAUUGGGUUCAACUGUCGCGUGCCGAAGCCCAAAGGACCCAGAAGUCCUCCAGCGCAGUGGAGUCGGCUAGAACGAUGAUCACAGAGGACGAUGGGACCGACUAACCCAGAACCAGUUCUGAGCUCAUGUUUGAGUGGUUUGGGUGUGUCAGAUCAGCUGUGAUCUGAUUGGCUCUCACUGCGAAUGAAGGAUCAAGAACUGGAAAAUUCACUAAAAUUGCGGGUUUGUUUUUACUAUGAUUUUAAUGUAAUAAUUGAUUUUAAACAUGUUCAUCGUUCAAAAACUUGAGAUACUUUAUGCAUUUGUAAUGAAAGGUUUUAAUUUUUGAAGAAAAAAAUCUGUUGAAACUAUAUUCCAAAUAUUUUUUAGGAUAACUCACUUGAGACAAAAGCCGAGUUCAUUCUGAAAUUCUUCAAAGCACUUCUUUUUUUUUUACUUUCUCCAGUAAAUGUGGAGUGUUAAGUGUACAACUUUCAAAUAUUUAGAGAAACUCCAAAUGUAUUAUUUUCUUUUCUCACCAAUAAUGUAUAAAUGCCCACAUCUGAAGGAAUGAUUCAGUAAAGAGGAAAAUGAAAA
Oryzias melastigma (Indian medaka) is the source of this 2334-nucleotide messenger RNA. RefSeq names its product protein tyrosine phosphatase non-receptor type 18 (gene ptpn18). NCBI's taxonomy places the organism in Eukaryota, Metazoa, Chordata, Actinopteri, Beloniformes, Adrianichthyidae. The record is from RefSeq and is a predicted model, not a curated record. Gene Ontology annotation, biological process: peptidyl-tyrosine dephosphorylation. Bases 403 to 1836 code for a protein of 477 amino acids. Gene Ontology annotation, cellular component: cytoplasm; nucleus. Gene Ontology annotation, molecular function: non-membrane spanning protein tyrosine phosphatase activity. The transcript has 16 exons.